Molecule: messenger RNA, 1363 nt
Organism: Cuscuta campestris
Lineage: Eukaryota; Viridiplantae; Streptophyta; Magnoliopsida; Solanales; Convolvulaceae
Source: the annotation of a GenBank genome assembly
AGUAUAAUUUUCUUAAAAUUUCAUACUAUUUCUAAUUUCAAUUGGAAAAACCAUUCCACUGGCUUCUUUGGAGCGGAUGAUUUCGAUUCAAUUCUUUGUGAGAGCUUGUAGAGGUUGAUUUUCCCUUCCGAUCUGAGAACAAGUACAAUGUCAACGUGCAAGUCGUCGUCGUCCUCGUCGAGCUCACCAAAAUCCUGGCUCAUUCAUGCUCUGGCCGCCGGAGCCGCCGUGGCCGUAGCUGCCGGCGCUCACCGGUACCUUUCCAGAUCGUGGAAGUUUCGGAGUCGGGUAAUCGGAAUCAUACCAGCUCGUUACGCUUCCACUCGGUUCCCAGGUAAACCGCUCCAGCAUAUCCUCGGCAAGCCCAUGAUCCAGAGAACAUGGGAAAGGGCAAAAUUAGCUACGACAUUGGAUCGAGUUGUUGUGGCAACGGACGAUGAUAAGAUUGCUGAAUGUUGUAGGGGAUUUGGUGCUGAAGUCAUUAUGACAUCUGAAUCAUGUAGAAAUGGAACUGAGCGUUGUAAUGAAGCUCUUCAAAAGCUUGAAAAGAAGUAUGACAUUGUUGUUAAUAUUCAAGGAGAUGAACCACUUAUUGAGCCUGAAAUUAUAGACGGUAUUGUCUUAGUCCUUCAGGCUGCACCAGAUGCAGUUUUUAGCACUGCAGUGACUUCCUUGAAACCUGAGGAUGCAUUUGAUCCAAACCGUGUGAAAUGUGUAGUUGAUAAUCGUGGUUAUGCAAUCUACUUUUCUCGGGGGCUUAUCCCGUUCAACAAGUCCGGCAAGGUUAAUCCUCGCUUCCCUUAUUUGCUCCACCUCGGAAUUCAGAGCUAUGAUACAAAGUUCCUCAAAAUAUAUCCAGAACUGCAACCAACUCCGCUGCAACUAGAAGAAGAUCUUGAACAAUUAAAGGUCCUCGAGAAUGGAUACAAAAUGAAGGUGAUAAAAGUGGAUCAUGAAGCUCAUGGGGUUGACACCCCAGAAGACGUACAUAAGAUAGAGAAAUUCAUGCUCCAACGGAACCUCUCCUAGUAGUAAAACGUUGCUCCAAACAGGUCAUUUUGUGUGUGUGCGCGCGCGCGUGCGUGCGUGCAUGUGGAUUUUAUUACCCUUACGUACACGCUAAUGCGCUAUGAGCAUAUGUGUGUUUGACUCUACUAUUUGAGGAUUUUGAGGUUUUUCUUUUCUACUUGCAAUGUGCUUCUUUUGUGGUGCUCUAUGCUUUCCGUACAUUAUGUGUUUUUCUCAAGCUAGAGUUCUCUUUUAGAAACAACUUUUUUACCCUCGAGUAAAAGUUUACUUUCGAGUAGGAGUGUGGUAGGAGUACGGUAUGUGUACACACAUCCUACUGGGCUGUUGUGUUAAA